AUGUGCACUCUACAUGUAAGCCACUCGCCGCUGACAGGAUUUCUUCCUUCAUGGGGUGCGGCACCUGUCAUGCCUAGAUGGCCGAAUCGUGUAUCAAAGCAAGAGGAUUUGUACACGAGAGAGAAGAGGAGCUGCACACAACGCAUUCGAUCGCGAUCGAGAGCCAAACGUCAAGUUGAACCGGUGCCAUUCAGAUCAGUGCCGCGUGCCAAAGUCUGGGAGGCCGAUGCUUUACAACGUGAUUUCCCAAGGAGGACCCCGCUGGAAGGCACCGAGUUUUUGGCCAAACCCAAGGACCAUCUGAGGUGGCUGUCCAAAGACUUGGCAGCUGUAGCGCCAGAGAGAUGGUUUGCUCGUCUUGUGGUUCCGACGAAGCAUGAAGCGAAGGUUUGGCCAAUGCAGGAAGAUGACCUGGCAAAGAGAUGCCUCUUUAAUGGCUACCAGGGCAGUGUUUAUGACGUGGAAUCGAAGGGUAAGGAUGGCAGGUGGCGGAAGGCAGUGAUGAAGCUGCCGCCUGAGAGCAAGCUUGGACUUAAGGAUGCAAUUGCAUACAAUUGGCCCUCGCCAGACAAGACAAUGGCAGCAGAUGACCAGUCUCCCAGCGUUGAUCUUGACUUUAAGAAAGUAUCCAGAUGCCCGUGUAUUUCAUUGAUGUCUCACUGCGGAACAAUCAGACUUCGAUUGCUUGUGGUCUUUGGUGAUGCCAUGCAGUCUCAGGCUUUGGCUAUGCGUGCCAUGUGUGGACGACAAGCCCUACUUCUUCCUCUGUAA
Durusdinium trenchii is the source of this 771-nucleotide messenger RNA. Lineage: Eukaryota; Dinophyceae; Suessiales; Symbiodiniaceae. The record is from the annotation of a GenBank genome assembly.